This is a messenger RNA of Sphenostylis stenocarpa, 1398 nucleotides long. The record is from the annotation of a GenBank genome assembly. NCBI's taxonomy places the organism in Eukaryota, Viridiplantae, Streptophyta, Magnoliopsida, Fabales, Fabaceae.
AUGGAUGGGAAAAACUCUCUACAAAUAACUAGAAGUGGUACGGGUGACUAUGAUGAUGAUGGACAUGCCAAAAGGACUGGGAAUUUGAAGAGUGCUGUAGCUCAUAUCAUCACUGCUGUUAUUGGUUCUGGUGUUCUUUCUCUUGCAUGGAGCACUUCCCAGUUAGGCUGGAUUGGAGGGCCAGUUGCCCUGCUUUGUUGUGCAAUUGUCACCUAUAUUUCUUCAUUCCUCCUGUCUGAUUGCUACAGAACUCCUGAUCCUGUAACUGGGAAAAGAAACUACUCUUACAUGGAUGCUGUUAGAAUUUUUCUUGGUAAUAAAAGAACAUGGAUAGCUGGCUUCCUUCAAUUUUUGACUUUAUAUGGGACUGCUAUUGCAUAUGUACUAACCACAGCAACAAGUCUGAGGGCAAUUCUGGCCUCAAAUUGUUAUCACAAGAAAGGGCAUGAAGCUCCUUGUAGAUAUGGGGGUAAUAUGUAUAUGGUGAUGUUUGGAGUUGUUCAAAUCGUAAUGUCGUUCAUACCGGAUCUCCAUAACAUGGCAUGGGUUUCAGUCGUUGCGGCAAUUAUGUCCUUUACAUACUCAUUCAUUGGACUAGGACUUGGCAUAGCAACAGUCAUAAAAAAUGGAAGAAUAAUGGGGAGCUUCACAGGAGUACCAACCGAUAAAAUUGCUGACAAAUUUUGGUUAAUCUUCCAAGCACUUGGUGACAUUGCCUUCUCCUAUCCAUACUCCAUUCUCCUUCUUGAGAUCCAGGACACUCUAGAGUCUCCUCCACCAGAAAAUCAGACCAUGAAAAAGGCCUCAAUGGUUGCAAUCUUCAUUACAACAUUCUUCUACCUGUGCUGUGGAUGCUUUGGAUAUGCAGCUUUUGGUAAUGCCACACCAGGAAACCUCUUGACUGGGCUUUUGGACGGAUCUGGUUUUUUUGAGCCUUUCUGGCUCAUUGACCUUGCUAAUGUUUGCAUCAUUAUUCAUUUGGUGGGAGGAUAUCAGAUUUACAGUCAACCUGUAUACAGUACUGCUGAUAGAUGGGCUUCAAGAAAAUUCCCCAACAGUGGCUUUGUGAACAAUUUCUACAAAGUGAAACUGCCUUUACUGGGUGGUUUUCAGCUAAACCUUUUCAGGUUCUGUUUUAGGACAGCCUACGUGAUUUCAACAGUUGGUUUUGCAGUCUUGUUUCCUUACUUCAACCAAAUUCUUGGAGUGUUAGGAGCCAUAAACUUCUGGCCAUUGGCUAUAUACUUCCCCGUUGAGAUGUACUUUAUACAGCACAAAAUUGCAGCUUGGAGUAGAAAAUGGAUUGUUCUCAGAACAUUCAGCUUUGCAUGUUUUCUUGUCUCUGUAGUGGGCUUAGUUGGAUCCAUUGAAGGCAUUGUAAAAAAGAAAACUAGCUGA